Oppiella nova is the source of this 470-nucleotide messenger RNA. Lineage: Eukaryota; Metazoa; Arthropoda; Arachnida; Sarcoptiformes; Oppiidae. The record is from the annotation of a GenBank genome assembly.
UCCAAGAGAUCAAAGAGAGCGUUGAGUUGCCGUUAACUCAUCCGGAAUACUACGAAGAGAUGGGUAUUAAACCACCGAAAGGUGUCAUUCUGUACGGACCGCCCGGCACUGGAAAGACACUGUUAGCCAAAGCGGUGGCCAAUCAGACGUCCGCUACUUUCCUAAGAGUCGUCGGCUCUGAACUGAUUCAGAAAUAUUUAGGCGACGGACCAAAGCUCGUGAGAGAGCUGUUCCGAGUGGCCGAAGAGCACGCGCCCGCCAUUGUCUUCAUCGACGAGAUCGACGCCGUCGGCACUAAGAGAUAUGACUCGAACUCUGGUGGCGAACGAGAGAUCCAGCGAACUAUGUUAGAGCUGUUGAACCAAUUGGACGGUUUCGAUGGCAGGGGUGACGUGAAGGUGAUUAUGGCCACCAAUCGGAUCGAGACGUUAGACCCGGCGCUGAUAAGGCCCGGUAGGAUCGACCGUAAG